CGAAAAUUUUAUGCACAGGUCAGAGGCUCGGCUAUGGGAAACCCGGCUUCACCGAUUUUAGCUGAAUUAAUUAUGAACAAUCUCAUCAAGUUUGUUCUGUUGUCAUUGGACUUUUUUAUACCUUUUAUCUUUGUCUAUGUUGAUGACAUAAUCAUGGCGGUCCCUCGUGAUAAAAUAGAAAUUGUUUUGAGAAUUUUUAACAGCUUUCAUUGUGACCUACAAUUCACACAUGAAAUUGAAGAAAAUGGUAGAAUUCCGUUUUUGGAUGUCUGGAUCAUAAGAGAGGGCGGACACUUGAAGACCGAUUUAUACUCUAAGCCUAUUGCUUCUCACAGAACAUUACAUUUCAGUUCGUUACAUACCACAUCCCAAAAAAUUGCAAUAAUCAAAUCCAUAAGACAUAAGAUCCUCGGUAUGUCUCACGAGUCAUUCCAUACAAAAAAUUUUAUAGAGCAAGCAACUUUACUCAUUCAGAAUGGGUACCCGAGAAGCCUUGUUAGUAGAAUUUUUCACACUUCUACUCCUAUGGUGACUCCUAGUUCUCCACCUGACUCGGAUGGUGCUGAUAAAAAGUACAAUAAACUUAUUUAUAUACCGGGAUUAAGCCAGAGGUUGAUAAAAGUUAUGAGGAAUUCGUCAUCAAUUAUCGUCUCAUAUUAUAAUAAGACCGUCAGAAAACUAUUUUCCCAACUUAAGGACAGGGAUCCGGAUUACAGGCAAUCGGGUUUGGUUUACAGAGUCAAUUGUAAAGAUUGUACAGGUACAUAUAUCGGACAAACUAGACAGUAUUUUGGUACCAGGAUUAAACAACAUCAAUCAGAUUGCAUGAAACAAUCCAACACAACUGCGCUUGCACAGCAUGCCAUGUCUGAGGGACAUCAGUUUGAUUUUGAUGACGCGAAAAUUCUGACCAGGGAGAACAAUUGGUUCAAACGUAAUUUCAAAGAGAUGCUCUUCAUCAAGAGACACCCGAAUUCAAUCAAUGCGCGGUCUGAUAUAGGUUCACUGAACAUCGUAUAUUCGAACCUGAUUAAAGAAAUAAAAUUAUAAUCUUCAUGACAUAUCACUUUCCAUCUGGUGCAGUUCUGUGUUACAUUCGAAUGGAUGAACCUGCGACCGAUACGUCAGAGAGUUUGUUUGGAUCCCCGAGAUGAAAGAAAAUUGUUAUUUUUAUUUUUUCCACGAAUUUGAAUUUCUUCAAAUGAUUCACAUCGUAAUUUCUUAUUCACAAGCCUGAGGAAGGGAAUAAAUUUCCCGAAACGUUGCUGCUGAAUAAAUUAUACAUAAAUAGUUCCUUGUGACUGAUACCUUCACCUAUUCUAUUGAUAUUAGGAACGAUAAGUGCUUUUAUUGUUAACA
Molecule: messenger RNA, 1359 nt
Organism: Harmonia axyridis
Lineage: Eukaryota; Metazoa; Arthropoda; Insecta; Coleoptera; Coccinellidae
Exons: 2
Coding region: 34-1050 (338 amino acids)
Source: RefSeq, a predicted model, not a curated record